UCUGCGAUUCGAUUAAGUACUCGGGACGACUGUCUAUGUCUCGCGAGUACAGCGUACGUAAAUUUCUUACGGUGCUUUAUCUCGUUUCAACGCCGUUCGUCGUAAGAUACCGAAAUAAUAUAUUGUGAUAGAAUAGUUAACAUGUCGUUCAUCGUACACUACGUCGCGUUCUUGUCGUUGGCAUUUGUGGUGGUCAUGUCUGAGCUGCAAUAUCCAAACGAGUCUCUCCAAUACCUGAACAAAAUAGACAAUGCAACAAAAUCACACGACGACAAUAUUAAUUUCUUGAAGACGGUGAUGGAAGUAGACUACCUCUGGUGGCCGAUACUCAACGAGACGGUGCGUGUUAAACGGCCGAAAAUAGAGUACUUCGACCCAUACGCAAACGAAGCGCCUAAUGGGGACUUGGAAGACAUGGAGGUGUUGCCGUUGAAAAACAUUACAACUUUGUUGGCAUCCAAUGUAUUCGUCGGCACUGACGUGCAGCUUACGAUGGACGUACUAAAGACCGCGACGGCAUGUUCGGUGCUCAAACACAUCUCGUUUCAAGGAAUCGUGUUCCACCACCUACUGAAGAAACAUAGCUCUACAAUACCAUACGAAGAGAGAAUGUUAUUUUUAAGGUGGCUCUUGGACAUGGUUCAUGUGGCCGUCGACAAGUUAGCAGCGCUGGACUAUUCGCUGCUGUUGAUCACCAGUAUGCACAAGCGCCUCGCUGAAAUUCAUCUUUCAUUUUUAAACAAUAAAACAGACCUGGAUACCGAGAGCCUUCACGAAAUUGGCUUGGAUAUGUUUACAGAAAUCAAUAAUAAAUGUGUCGUGCCUGAAGGAGAAGAAGGCCAUUACAGCUCGUUGAUCGCCGAUUUAAAUAGAAUCAAAAGGAUUGAAGAUUUGAAAGCCCACCGCUCACUGAUCACUGAAACCAUGAGAGACUCUACCGAUAUAAUCGACAUUGAUAUUAUGAAUAAGAUUAAGGGGGAAAUAAUAAUCAAUAAGAAUAUAGAUGCAAAUGGUAUCGAUACACUGAACGAAAGCGUAUUGAAAAGAGCUUAUGGUGCAAAUUAUGUUCAAAUGAACUUUUUGUUUUUGAACUUGCCCAUAUACACGUUAGCCGAAUCGCAGUGGAAUACUCUAUUCAAACUUGAAAAAUCUAUGCAAUAGCAUGCAACACCUAAUUCUCCUAAGAUUCAACAGUCCUUAUAAAACGGGGCAGUUAUCAUUAUGACUGUAUUUGUUUUUUAAUAUUUUAUGUUAUAUGAUACGGUUUAUUAUAGUUUUUAAGAAUUUGUAAUUAAAAUUAUUUGAAAAUUAUACGUAAGCUUUUGAACUCUUAUAUCAUUAGUUUAUAUCAUGAAAUAGAAUAUU
Melanaphis sacchari is the source of this 1365-nucleotide messenger RNA. RefSeq lists its product as uncharacterized. The transcript has a single exon. The record is from RefSeq and is a predicted model, not a curated record. NCBI's taxonomy places the organism in Eukaryota, Metazoa, Arthropoda, Insecta, Hemiptera, Aphididae. The coding region runs from base 142 to 1161 and encodes 339 amino acids.